Molecule: messenger RNA, 3799 nt
Organism: Pocillopora verrucosa
Lineage: Eukaryota; Metazoa; Cnidaria; Anthozoa; Scleractinia; Pocilloporidae
Product: BTB/POZ domain-containing protein 7-like
Biological process (GO): morphogenesis of a branching epithelium
Molecular function (GO): protein binding
Source: RefSeq, a predicted model, not a curated record
GCCGAGUAUUCAAUGUUUUCAGCUGGUUGUUUGCUUCAGUUUCAACAACAAUACGUGAAAUUAUUCUGGAGAUUUACGGAAGACGGGAAAUACAUAGAGUGGGAUGAAUAUCAUUUAAGACUUUUACAUCGGUCAGCUGAUACCUUACAUCAUGAAAUACUAUAGACAUAUCUAUUUGUGAAAGGAGAGACGUCCUGAUAAUUUGAAUUAUGGAAGGAGAUAUAGAGUAUUUUGACUUGCCCUUAAGACACCAUAAUAUCUGUUUACAGUGGAUCUGAUCAAGAAUGAAACAAAAAUUGAUACAAAAACCUUGAUUUAUUGAUUGCAAUGGGGGGAAGCACUUCCACUUUAGAGCAGAGUUCAUCGGAACCAACCCUUGUGCGUGUGCCUCGAUACACCCUGGAGGAGAAGAGGAAAAAACAAUCAAAAUUCAACACCCUUAAGAAAAAGCUCUCAAGGAGUAAAAGUGGUUUCAAGAGCCAUGAUCAUGGAAAAAUGCUACGAGAGUUGACACAAACAUGGACAGUUCAGGAGAUCAAUGCUUUAGUUGAAGAAUAUGAAGCAAUGAUGAAUGUAAAAGAACUAAAAAAUCAGACCAAUCUUGUAAGGCAAUCUGCGCCAAGUUUGAAGAAAGACCUUUUACGGCUUCUGGAAGAAGGGAUUUGUGCUGACACAACACUUAUAUUUGAGAACACUCAAUUCCAUGUCCACAAGGCUAUUCUUACGUGUAGAUGUCCUUAUUUCAAGGAUCUUUUAUCACAGCAUACAGAGCAGCAUCCUGUUAUUCAAAUGGAGUUUAAAACGGAAGGAAUGACUACAGAAAUUUUUUCGGCUCUGCUAUGUUACUUGUACACAGGAGAUUUUAUGACAAAAAAAUCAGGCUUAGAAUACAUUGAUGUUCUAAUAAAUUUGGGUGAAGAGUUUGGCACACCCAAUGUUUUGGAACAGGAUUUAAACUUGCUUUUCAAAUGUGGUGAAUAUGCUGAUGUCGCCUUUGUUUUUCCUGCUCAAGACUCUUCGGACACAUACGUGGCUGCAGAUGGCAAUGCAAUUUCUGAUCAGACAUAUGAGAUUUUGUGCCAUAAAGCUGUUCUUUGUGCAAGAUCACACUACUUUAGAUCACUUUUGCUCAAAUCUGACUUGGGGUCUAAUGAUUAUCUAAAGACAGGCUCUGGAUUGAAAAGACUUGUUUUAGAUGAAUCAGUGAUAACUAGGCAGUACACUCGCAUAGCUUUACAAUGCAUGUACACCGACUCUGUGGAUCUGUCGUCUGUAGUUAAGUGGAGCUCUGAGGACAGGAAAUAUUGUUCACCCAGAACUCAUAAACUUUUGACAUCAGCAGAAAUUGCCAUGGAAGUAUUUGAAGUGGCAAGCUUUAUCGACUUACCAGUACUGAUCCAAGGCUGUGAAGACAUCAUCUUGGAGGAAUUAUCUCCGUCCACUCUUCUGCCAACGCUGGAAUGGAGUUCCCUCCCUCAUGGAUCUGACUGGGUCUACAGGCAAGCCAUGCACUUCCUACAGGAAGAAUUUGUCAACAUCGCUCAAUCUGACAUGUUUACUCUGAUGCCAAGGAAGUAUUUGAUAGAGGCACUGAAAUCUGAUUUCUUGCAGGCAUGUGAACACAAUGUUCUACUGUCUGUCAUUAAAUGGGGUGAGGCACAGGUCAUUCGUCAAAUGAAUGAACAAGAUCCAGUCCAGGACAACAAAAAGAAUGCUAAGCGACGUGACAUCGAUAACAAACAGUUGAAGAGGGUUCUAGCAGGCGUUAUCGAACAUGUGCGAAUUGGUCACGUGCUUCCCCCGCACAGCGAGCUCCUGGACGGGGUGUUCCGCAGGGGUCUUGUUGACCGGGGCAUGCCCCUGGAUAUUGGCGAAGGAAAUUUUUAUCCCAAUCUGCCUUGGAUGAGGAGAAGAGAAGAGAAGGACUUUGUUAGACCAAGGCUCUUCUUGCCUUACUUUGAAGAAGCAAAGGCCAUCCUUGAGGAACACAAAGAAGCGGAAAAAGAACUGAUCAGAAAUCGUAUGUCACGUGUACCACACAACAUGCCUGACACAUUGUAUAUGGUGGAAUCGCACAAACGAACCUACACUGCGCCAGCGAUCUUCUUCGCCUCUUCGGCAGCGGGUAGAUUGGAACGAGACGAACGACGUCCAUCAGUGGGUUUGGGCUCUAAUAGGGAUGGAAAUGAGUUGGAGAGAUACAUGAGAUGUGGAGGAAUGAACGAAGGGUCUCCCGAUGAAAGAGAACCUGCAGUUAGUGGCACGCCAGUUACAGGGAGAGAGUUUGCUCUCCCGGAUGUAGCCAUGGAGGCGCCUUCAUGUAUUCCGGAUGAUUACCUGCACAGAGGAGCGGGCCCUUCUGCCGAGAUAUACCCAGUACCAGAUGUUGCCCUGCCUUCCUCUCCUACGUCCAGUGUGUCUUCGUCCUCUGGUGGAGUUCCCCCGGAAUAUUUUCAUAUGGACCAUUUGUUGGAAUCUUUAGAUGAUGACGGAACAAGUGAAAGUAGCUGACACUAUGUGGUUAAAACUCAAAUUGCCGUCAUUUUUAACCAGCAACCAAAUUAAUAUUGUCUCUUACUUUCCAACAAGUGUUCCCAAUCCUUGUCAAGAUAAAUUUAACCAAAGGUGUUAUCUUGUGGCACUCGAGUGAAUCCUGCUGGACUCCGAUUGUUCGUCGAGCUCGGUUCUUAAACUUUGAAAGCCCUUGAAAACAGAAUAAUAUCCUUUAUUCAACAAUAUUGAACGAAGAUUGCGGAUAUUGUAUGCAGCGACAGUCGGGAAAAAAAAAGCGUGAUUCCAUACACCUACUGAUUGACGAGAUUUGACUCGAUUGUCUUGCCCGACAACUGACGCAAAUUUAGGGGAAGUGAUAACCUUUUGGUUUUAAAAUUAAUAAUUUCAUUUCCAGGUCUAAAAAUUUGCAUGCCAUAGACACUGACUGGAAUGAAUUUUUGUAAGAAGAACAAAACAGAAAUAUUUCGAUGUAAGAUUAAAAAAGUGAGUCUUUAGAGAAGCCGCGGAAGUCAUAGAAUCCUGAGAGAUAGAGACAGCACGAUCCAUAUUCAGUGAUUCAUAUGUACCUUCUUAUCAAACAAACAGGUAACAAGCAAACUUAUCUGGUAGAAGUUGUUAUCCUGAUCUGACACCAAAUCCUCGUAACUUAUUUACUAGAAAAUGUGUACCAGCUAGUGAGGAGAAUUAACCAUCAGAUCUUGGAAAUCAAAAUGGUAAGGCUCUGCAGUCCCACAGAAACUUUGAUUUCCGUUUAAUAAGUCAGGCAGUAGUUAGCUUGCCCGUGAAACCAGGCCACUUUGAGAGGUCUCAUUCGCGAGCUGGCGGGACAAGACAUCAAUGUGUCUGAGAAUGUACUUGAUCUUUUAAACUUAAAAACAAAGUUAUUAUCAUGUCAAUAUUUCAGUUUCGUAUGAAAACUUUGGAUCAAUGUUAGUAUCUGAGCAACUGUCCACCUACCCCUCCCCUAACCCAGCAUCGACACUAAAUUGUUAGCAAGUGACUGUCGUUGGGUUAGGGGAGGGGUAGGUGCGAAGUUGCUCAGAUACUGACAUUGAUUCAAAGUUUGACAAUGUGGUAAAGAGAGUAAACACAGGUUGAAUUGGUAAAUUGAACGUGGUCGGGGCUUCUUCGCUUAGCUAAUUACACUUCACUUAUUUUUAUAGUUUUGUAUUGUUAUUUUUCAUAUUUGUCGUUGAUUACUUUCUGAAGACAUUUUAAUAUUGCUACUAAAUCCUACAAUAUCUUAAAAAUUUAGAGGGUAUGCAUGGAUUUUAAAAAAAUUGAA